This is a messenger RNA of Salvia hispanica, 2448 nucleotides long. Its product is annotated as late blight resistance protein R1-A-like. Gene Ontology annotation, molecular function: ADP binding. The record is from RefSeq and is a predicted model, not a curated record. NCBI's taxonomy places the organism in Eukaryota, Viridiplantae, Streptophyta, Magnoliopsida, Lamiales, Lamiaceae. Gene Ontology annotation, biological process: defense response to other organism.
AUGGCAGCAGCUUUCGCAGCUCUAGCUUCUCUUCAAAACAAUAUCCACCUUAUCCACAAUCACCCCAACCAUACCUUUCCCUUUGAGGAAGAUCAGAUUCAAUCCCUGUGCGAAAACGUCCUUUUCCUGAUCGAUUUCAUGAAAAGCUACGACAAUUCUCAUGGAUCCAGAAGAGAAACAGCAGAAGCUCUAGAGACGCGAAUUGCGCGCGCAGCUCACGUCGCGGAAGACGUGAUCGAAGCACAUACGGUGGAUCAGAUCAGAUGUGGAGAGACUCGAUCGCCUCGUUUCCUGCUGGAUCUGCACAAAGCAACCCAAGGAACGGAUUACAUGAGGAGAAAGGCGUUGAAUCUGAGAUCGCGAAGCGGAUUGCUGGAGCCGAAGUCUACAAAUCCAUCCGCAUCCGCAAAUCCAGCGCCUCUUCUCACCUCUUCCAUGGUCGGAUUUGAUGAUAUCUUAAGCAAGCUUUUGGUUCUGCUCACCGGAGCUCCCUCAAGUCAGCGAGUAGUCAUCUCCAUCGAAGGCAUGGGGGGAAUCGGUAAGACUACUCUUGCCAUAAACGCAUUUCAGCAUCCCUGUAUCGUGCAACACUUUGAUGUUUGCCUCUGGGCAACAAUAUCUCAGGAGUAUAGCAUUCACAAAAUCUUGGCACACCUCUUGUCUUGUAUAAGAGGAGGAUCUGCUAGCGGAACGGUUGAUGAGGCGCGAGAGAGGUUGUACAAGAGCUUAUUCGGGCAGAGGUAUUUGAUUGUUCUAGACGAUAUGUGGAGCCUCAAAGCCUGGGAUGAUAUGAAUGUGAAAUCCUUGUUUCCGGAUACAAACAAUGGAAGUCGAGUCGUUGUGACUACUAGGAAUGCGAAUGUAGCCAAUCACUUGGCCGAUCAUCGCAUUGCAAUGAGGUUUCUAGAUGGAGACACUAGUUGGGAUCUAUUUUGUCAAAAUGCAUUUGCAGAGCAACGAGGUUGUUGCCCUCCCGAGUUGGAGGAGACAGCAAGGAAGAUCGUUGCACGGUGCAAAGGACUUCCCCUAGCAAUUGUUGUUGUCGGAGGCCAUCUCAGGAAGUCCCCAACGGCUCUAGCCUACUGGGAGAAUGUUGCACAAUCAAUUUCGUAUUCUACAGGGAACGACGAGCAAUGCUUGAAUGUGUUAUCUUUGAGUUAUCGAUACUUGCCUGCUCAUCUAAAGCCGUGCUUCCUACUCCUUGGAGCGUUUCCAGAAGAUGAAAAGAUUUACGCGCAGGAUGUUCUUAAGCUCUGGAUCGCUGAAGGAUUUAUACAACGUUUUAACGCUUCCCGCUUGGAAGAGGCUGCAGCGUGUUAUUUACGGGAUCUUUAUAUGAGAAAUCUCAUUUUACUGGAUACAUUGGACUAUAAGGGAGAUAUAGCAGUAUUUAAAGUACAUGAUCUAGUAAGAGAAAUGUGCCUACAGACUGCCAAGAAAGAGGAGUUUUUUUCUGUAUUCCAAACUUCAGCAGCCAUAAUAACUAGGGAGCGCCGCGUUGUAAUUAGUGGAGAAGUGAAUCAUGAAAUAAUAGCCCCGGAUGCUCCAGUCCGUUGCCUGAUAUGCAUUGAAGGUCGUUACGAUAUAAACACUCUGUAUGACUUGAAACUGUUGAGAACGUUGAGUAACGUUGCUACGACAUUCAUAAGUGAGUCUAUUUUUCAGCAAGUUAACUUGCGGUACCUUAACGUGGAUCUUGUUUACAUCCCUCGCCCUGUUUGUUAUUAUCUUCCCUCGUCGAUAUCAUUGCUCUGGAAUCUGCAAAUAUUGACAAUUAUAGUACCGGAUCAAUCGAAAGUGAUUGCACCGUAUGGGAUUUGGGAGAUGCUGCAGCUUAGGCAGAUUGAGGUCGACGCGAUUUGUCUCAUUGAUCCGCUUCCGGUAGAUCAAGCAGAUGAGUUGGUUAUGAGAAAUCUAUGCACACUUUUGAAAGUGGAGAAUUUCAGACUUAGUGAAGAGGUUUGCAAGAGAAUCCCCAAUGUGAGAGAACUAAAGUUAUCCUAUUGUGAAGAAGUAAGUUGGCCAUAUUACUGUCCCCGCAAUCUUGGCUGCUUCCAUCAGCUGCAAAACCUGGCAUUGCAGUUUGAUUUUAAUUCCAAGUGGCGCGAGUUCGCCACGAGCCUCACUUUCCCAAGCUCUCUCCGGGUGCUGCGGUUAAGCGGCUGUGGUGUUGAUUGGGAAGAGCUGACAACGAUGGUUGGAUCAUUGCCCCGUCUUGAAAUGCUUUCGUUGUUUCCAAACUCGGUCGUUGGAUCUGUCUGGACACCCGUUGAGGGCAAGUUCUGUCGCUUGAAAGCCUUGAAGAUUUAUGGCUGCAGUGAUUUAGUCUGUUGGAAUGCUGACAGAUCCCAUUUUCCAGUCCUCGAAGAUCUUCGUCUAAGAGACUUGUUUUGUUUUGGUUUUUGGUGGUUUCAUGUUGACACUAGGAUGAGCAUAUUAAUCAUCUGA